ACAUGAUUUUUGCCCAAAUGUGCCUGUAGGUUGUUUAUAAUGUAGCUGCACGUGAAGAAAUCCGCCGUGGCUUUGUGUCAUGCUGAGUAACAACAUGGGGCACUGUUUCAUGGGACGGGGAGCCAUGAUUCCAAGGAAGCUGAAGCCGUUUCUCUGCAGGAUGUUUUCGGGUUACAAGCCCAAAAACGAUGUCAAGGACUCUUACAAAAUUCUGGAGCUGGAGGAAGGCUGUUCCCUCGAUGACGUCAGAAACUCCUAUCACAAUCUUGCCAAAAAAUACCACCCGGACAGCAGCUCCGGCAUGGCCGACUCCAGGGCCUUCAUAAGGGUGGAGGAGGCCUACAGGGUUGUGCUGGGCGACCUGGCGGCCAAACAGAAAUCCGACGCCGGCGAGGAGGAGGAAGACCAGUUCAAAUCCAAGUCCCUGCAGCACAGGCACUACCUGAGCUUCGAGGGCGUGGGCAUCGGCACGCCGAGCCAGCGGGAGAAGCAGUACAUGCAGUUCCGCGUGGACCGCGCCACCGAGCAGGUGCUGGAGUACCGGCAGCAGCGGCUGGAGAGCCGCUACGCCGGCAGCGACCUCAGCCGGGCCAAGGACGUGCGGCAGAGCAAGAAGGUGAAGAUCACUCAGGCCGUGGAGCGGCUGGUGGAGGACCUCAUCCAGGAAUCCAUGGCCAAAGGAGACUUCGACAACCUCAGCGGCAAAGGGAAGCCGCUGCAGAAGUUCUCGCACAGCCCGCACAUCGACCCCAUGACGCACAACCUGAACAGGAUCCUCAUCGACAACGGCUACCAGCCCGAGUGGAUCCUGCUGCAGAAGGAGAUCCGGGAGACCAUCGAGCGCCUGAGGAAGAGCAUCGUGGCCUCCAGGAGGAAGCUCGGGGAGCCGAUGACGCUGCCGGAGCAGAAGCAGUGGGGCCGCAUCUGCGAGCAGUUCGCGGAAGACAUCAGGAAGUUGAACAAGAGAGUGGACAACUUCAACCUGGUGGUGCCCAUCCUCAGCAGGCAGAUGGUGCACUUCAGCACCGACAAGGAGAUCCUCCGAGCGCGGAAGAAUUACGAGGCCGUCGUGGAGAAGGUUUCUGAUUCAGACACGAAGGAAAACGGGCGGGAAGAGGGCAAAAGGUUUGGGUGGAAGUCUUCUCUCUUGAAGUGGUUAAAACUUACACCGAAAUAAUUUCACGCUAAUUCCUCUUGUCAAGGUUUUGAAUGCACUUUAUUAAUGGAAUAUAGCACUUGAGAAAUUUCAGGUUCACUGAAAAUGUCAAAUUCACACUGUUACGGUACUUGAAGGAAAUUUGGUUGUGUGAUGAGCAUUUUCAUGAUAAAUAAUUGAGUUAUUUUUAAAUAUUAUUAAAUGAAAUGUGCCAGUUUGGGU
This is a messenger RNA of Passer montanus (Eurasian tree sparrow), 1378 nucleotides long. RefSeq names its product DnaJ heat shock protein family (Hsp40) member C28 (gene DNAJC28). The record is from RefSeq and is a predicted model, not a curated record. The coding region runs from base 80 to 1177 and encodes 365 amino acids. The transcript has a single exon. NCBI's taxonomy places the organism in Eukaryota, Metazoa, Chordata, Aves, Passeriformes, Passeridae.